UACAGCAGGCGCCGCCAUGGGCGUCUGGAAAAAACGGCGCAUUAAUGUUCCAGUCGCCCGUGUACAUGUUUAGAGGGAGCAAUCGGAUUUAUAGAUUAAUAAGUGAGGCUCUGCUGAAGAUGUUCUCAUGAUUGGAGCCCAUGUGUUGCCCUUGACCUCAAGUUAUCAUGACACUGUAUCAUAAAGUGACCUUGACCCUAGUGGUCUGGAUUUUAUUUGUGUGUUCUGUUGUGAAAUCACAAACUCUGACACAAAAAUUGGAUUUAUUAAUGAAAAAUGCCUCUGUUACUCAGAAUGAUGAGUACCUGUGCAGUAGUUAUAAACUACCCGUCUCUGACCAGUAUAUUGUGCAAUAUGAAGCUUUAGCUGAUGCGGGUACUGCCCACCACAUUUUGUUGUUUGGUUGUGAUGAACCAGCCAGUACAGAGGACUACUGGCAUUGCGGUCGUUUAUGUAAAUCACAAGAACAGAUUCUAUUUGCUUGGGCAAAGAAUGCCCCGCCUCUCCAGUUACCAAAAGGUGUGGGAUUUCGCGUUGGUGGUCAGACUCAAAUAAAAUACAUCGUAAUUCAGAUCCAUUAUGUGAAUCCUCUACCAGUGGGAUCAUUAGACACUUCUGGAAUACGGCUCUCGAUGACCUCACUCAGACAGCGGUAUGAGGCCGGUAUUUAUCUGCUAUUGGCUUACUCUGUGAGAAUCCCAGGCAACAGUGUCAAUCAAUUUGCUGACAUAUCUUGUCAAUUUAAAGCCAGUGGACCGAUCUAUCCUUUUGGGUUCAGAACACAUGCACACAGUUUAGGAACAGUGAUAUCGGGUUACCAGGUCAACAAUACAUAUAACCUGAUCGGCAAGGGGAAUCCCCAGUGGCCCCAGGCAUUCUAUCCAGUUGAGAAAAAUAUAGUCAUUCAAAAAGACGACUACUUGGUUGGUCGUUGUACGUAUAAUUCAACAGGAAGAAGUCGAACAACAUUUAUUGGGGCCACACACAAUGAUGAGAUGUGUAACUUUUACAUAAUGUACUACGCUGAUAGGAACACACGACUUCAGUAUCAUUCCUGUGCAGGUAACAACAUUCCGUCUCUGGCCCAGAAACUGCCAGCUGACUCCUAUCAGCCGCUCCCUCCUAACCCGCUACUGGAGAUGGUUGCCCACGGUCCGAGCGGUCACAUGGGGGAUCCUGAAGGUCACACGGCCAAACCCAAUCCAGUUACCAAGAUGUCCACAAUGGCUCCCACACAAAAGCCGGGACCAUGGCCCACAACCAGGAAACCAUGGCCAACAACCGGGAAACCAGAAACAGGUAAUGAUCAGGUGUAUUUAUCUAAUGAGAUUCCCUGGGAUUUCACACGGCAGGAGAGGGAGGGGCCGGGUGUGUAUCCGCCGGAUUAUGAAGCGGAUUAUCCAGAGUUUUACAGUGAGGUGGAGAGUCAGAGAGGGAGGAAAAAGUACCCCCAGCACAGUUAUGGUCGCCAAGGAUACAACCAGCAGGAUUACGAUGAUUACUAUGACUCUGAUUUAAGUCGGAACCAAGGUGUGGGUAGAGAUGGUCGUUAUCCAGCCAACUCGAGGUCAGACCAUAAUAACAAAGGUGAAGGUCGGGUGUUUAACCGAAACAGGAACAGGGUGAGAGGUCCGCAACAAUCAAAUAGGAAGCAGAAUAAUCCCUACCAACCCAACAAUAGGAACCGGAAUGGAGGUCCACGACAAUCAAAUAGGAAUCGGAAUGGAGGACUAGGAGGACUACAACAAUCAAAUAGAAAGCAGGAAAGUUCUUACAAACCUGACAACACAAUGUUUAAGGAGGCCUACGCUGUUAGUUUAGAGAAAAGUCAAUCUACAGUAGACCCCCCUGUCCUGACCCCAGGUCAGACUACACAAGCCAGACCUCCGACUAAACCGCACAUGACACACCUGAUGGACUUUGAGUCGGACUUCGGAGGAUCUGUAGGUAGCCCGACCCCAGGGUCAGAUGUUGUGAUAGGUCAAGUGGGCGGAGUCGCCACAGACAAGCUGGGCAAUGUUUAUGUAUUCCACAGAGGGGGAAGAGUAUGGAAUGGCCUAUCAUUCAACUACCAGAAUGUAUUUCAACAGCAGAACAGGCCAAUCCAAGCUAACUGUAUUGUAGUAUACGACAAGGCAGGUCAGGUCAUCAGGCAGUUUGGCAAAAACAUGUUCUUUAUGCCUCAUGGAAUUACUGUGGAUGAUAAAAUGAAUGUCUGGGUGACGGAUGUUGGACUUCAUCAGAUAAUGAGGUUCCCGGCAGGCAGCACACAAACUGAUUUGGUCCUGGGCCAGAAGUUCCAGCCAGGGAGUGGAAACAACCAGUUCUGUAAGCCGACCGAUGUGGCUGUCUUGUCGUCAGGGGAAUUCUUUGUCAGUGAUGGGUACUGUAACUCCAGGAUUAUGAAAUAUGACAAGACAGGUUCCUUUAUCAAGAAGUUUGGAUCCAGCAGUCAAGUUAAGGAUGGUACAGCCAAGCCUAGCCCUGGCUCCUUCAAUGUCCCUCACAGUUUAACAAUCGCAGAGGACAAGGGUCUGCUCUGUGUGGCAGACAGGGAGAAUGGUCGGAUUCAGUGCUUUGACUUUCAAGGGAACUUCAAGAGAAUGAUUGAUGCGCCAGAAUUUGGAGACCGUUUAUUUGCUGUGUCUUACUGCCCCCUUCAUGGGGGACUCUUGUUUGCCGUCAAUGGUCCAACGCUAUCCAGAACUCCACCUGUUCAGGGAUUUAUCAUUGACAUAAACGACGGUCAACUGAUCGAGACAUGGAAUGCCAAACCUGGAUUGCGAAAUCCACAUGAUAUUGAGGUGGAUCCAGUCAAUCUGCGGGUGUAUGUAGGAGAAUUGGAUCCCACUAAGGUCUGGAGAUUUGAUAUGAAGGCUGAUGAUGGCACAGGGGGACAUGGAGGAAUUAUUCACAGUGGCACCACUCCUGCCAGUCCGGAAACCACUGUGAAUCCCGAGUUUGUGGAAACCCAGGAGACCAACAAAAAAUCCCUGACCGAGGAGGAGGAGAUAAUGCCGGCCAUUAUCAUCGGGGCCCUGCUCGUCAUCCCCAUCAUCAUCAUCAUAGUCAUCGUCAUUGUCAUCAGAAUCUACAAAAAAGGCCAACACGAUUGUUGCCGACGACAUCGAUCACGGUCCAGGAAGAAAUUUAACAUUGGUCACUUCCUCACUCCACACCGAGGAUUUGACCGACUGAGUCAGGAGGAGAGUGACACAGAAUUCGACCCAUUAAACGAGGAAUCUGAUGAGGAAGAGGAGUACUCGAUUACCCGAAAGGCCUGAGGGGAGGGAAAAAAAUACGGAGGAAGAGGAGUACUCAAUUACCCGCAAGGCCCGAGGGGAGAGAAAAAAUUUACCAAGGGUUGGAAAUCUGAACAUCAUUAGUUAUUAAAGGCCUGAAAUCUCUACAUUUUCCAUUGUAGGUCCCCAAGUUGUGAUAUUAUGUAACAUAUUUUGUUGUUUUGUGAUAGUAAUUAUUUUUCCCCCAACUUAGAAACUUCAUAUGUGUAGCAUGUAUGUCACCAUAAAAAUACAGUGUAGAAAUUAAUGACUUACAGAAAAAAAGAAAAGGAUUUAAAACAAAUAUAAUCUCGUUAUUUUGAUUUGAAAUCCAUUGUGUCAGAUGUUCGUCAUCACCAGGGUAUUUAACAAAUUGUUGAGAGGGGGCGAGACUUUGUACUUGUGAGACACGUUUACUGUUCAUUGGUAACAGGUGUUCAAACUUUAUUGAUCACUGUUAUAAAUACCUCAUAACUUCCAUGAAGACUUAGCCACAGCUAAGCUAUUAAGUCCUUGUUUUAUUUUUGUGCUAUGCAUGCAUUUUAUUGAGACUUUAUGAACAGUUUAUGUUCAAGAGGGUUUAAAUAUACCCUGCCAGUUAGUUCAAUAUAGAACAGUCAUAAUUCCAUAUUGCUAAUAUUAAAUUACGUUUUUGAUUGUGGGCAUUUACAGGUACUUUUUAACCAUUUCAAUUUUUAUAUUUGGAUUCUUGACUGCCUUGUCAAUUAAAACAUGCAACAGGACCCUGAGUUGGCCUGUUUUUGUAGUGUCAUGUUGACUGAGCAUUUUUGUAAUGUUUUAAUACUUAGGAUAAAAAAAAUCUACGGAUUUCACAAUCAAAGUUUACACCAAUAGCAGUAAAAGGCAAUAUUAGACCAAUCUUAGCAUUCAGAACUGUGCGGACUCUUUGUGUAUUGUUUUGUUUAUACGUUAUGUUGAUGUUUCUGCACAUUGAUGGCAGUAUUUUUGUUAUUUUACCACGUAUAUUAUUAAUUUACGAGAUGUACAUGUUUAUUCGCACCAUCUACUAGUCCACCAUGUAUAGACCUUCAUCUACUAGUCCACUAUGAAUGGCCUUCUUCCCUUUAUGAAAAAGGCUUCUUGGUAAGAAAAGUUUCCAUUUUAGGCUAACUGUUACAGGGUUGUUUUUUUUCAUGCUCCAUUUUUUUCUGUUAACUGUAUAUUUUGGGAUAUGGGAAUACAGCUGUGUAUUUCUUAUUUUUAUGUUUAAAAGUCAAUUUUCAUAGAGUAAGAACACCAUAUUUUUGAAUGAGGACAACAUUUUUGGUAAUCUUUCAUUCUGCUAUUUUAGUUUUUUUGUCUUUUUAUAAGUAUGCUAAGGUUUUGUUUUCUUGAACAUACUUUGCAUUCUUACAAACAUUUUUAUUGUUACUUUAGCUUAUUCUGUCAGUGUUGAAGAAUUGACCGAGUUUUAUACAUGUUGCAAUAUAUAUUUAUUAGCAUGUUACAAUACUAAUUUUAGUUUGUAAUUUUAUCUUUUUAAUCUGUAAUUAUCAGUCUUACAACAUUACAUGUAUCAUAUCAUAUUAUUUUUUUUUUUUAAAAAACAAUCAGAUUUUUUAAUGCAUCUUGUUGCUUAAUCUUAUCUGUACAAUCAGGCUUGUGUUCCUUCACCGUUCAACUUUGUCUUUUAACAUUCAGGCUUUUUGGUAAAAUGUGUUCUUUUAGUUUAUUUUCUUCACUGCUUGUUCCUAUAUUUGUUGUAUCUUGAUGUCACAUGUAAUUUAGCAUGAUCACUCAGACAGGGUGAUGUGGAUGCACAGUUCACACAGACAAGCAUAGCUUUGGUUUGAGUUGUUAACAUUCGGUUAUUUAAGAGACACGGCCCGCGAGAUGCAAUAAAGUUGGCUGUCUAUUUUCGUUAUUCUCCUUGCUGUUUAAGAGUGUCGUAGUCCAAAGUAAUAUUUUCUUUCUUAACAGGGUAGAGCAUUGUUUGACCAUGACAUCUGUGCAUUGUGAGUCAUGGUCAGACAAUAUUUUCCGUCAUGAGCUCUAUUUAUUUUAUGUCCCCUGUAGAGAGUGUUGAUUUCUGUUUCUGAAAUUCAUUUGACUGGUAUUAAUUUCUUCAUGCAAUCUUUGUAAUAUAUAAACCAAUAUGUCACAAUGUACAUGACCGGGUUCGUUACAGUGUGGUCAGAUUACUUAUUUUUGUAUCAAAUUUUGUAUUUGGCAACUCCUGUCUUUAAAAUUAAUGCAUCACGGUUUUCCUUUUGUGUUGUGAAUUUUUUUUUUCCAUUCAUAAAUCAGUGUUUCCUUUCUAGUCAAAUAGCCCUAACCUGCCCACCAGGGCCUGGCUUUCAAAUAGCCCUAGCCUGCCCACCAGGGCCUGGCUUUCUUGUUUAAGUAUGGUUUGGGCUGUACAUAUGACAUUUGUCUUUUUCUUAAAUAUUAUUAGUUCUAUUUAUAAAAAGCAUUAUUAUUUUUCCUACCCCAUUCCCAAAAGACCUUCGAUUCUUGUUGCCAAAGUGACCACAGUCUGAUGGGUAUUUCUUGUCUUAGCAUUCCAUUUCUGUGGUGUUGUCAUUUCAUCAAUAAAUUAUAACACAAUU
Ostrea edulis (European flat oyster) is the source of this 5851-nucleotide messenger RNA. RefSeq names its product peptidylglycine alpha-amidating monooxygenase-like. The record is from RefSeq and is a predicted model, not a curated record. The coding region runs from base 168 to 3284 and encodes 1038 amino acids. Gene Ontology annotation, biological process: peptide metabolic process. NCBI's taxonomy places the organism in Eukaryota, Metazoa, Mollusca, Bivalvia, Ostreida, Ostreidae. Gene Ontology annotation, cellular component: extracellular region; membrane. The transcript has 21 exons. Gene Ontology annotation, molecular function: oxidoreductase activity, acting on paired donors, with incorporation or reduction of molecular oxygen, reduced ascorbate as one donor, and incorporation of one atom of oxygen; protein binding; copper ion binding.